UAACUAGAGGGCGCCACCUUCAACAAGUGGUAUUCCGUUAUUUCUCACAAUUUAUUCCAUUACUCAAUUUACACUUGAAAAAUUGUUAAUAGAUAAUUCUGAAUGUUCAGAAUGCUCGGGGAAAGGUCCAAGAGUUUCGUUCCAUCCUCAGACGUUGUCGAGGUGGAUGUUCGCGAGGAUGAGGAGCAGGCUGUCAAGUUCAGUGAAAUUGUCGAUCUCCUGGUGGCUGCUGGGUACUUCAGGGCUAGGAUCAAGGGAUUGUCGAACUUUGACAAGGUAGUUGGAGGAAUGACAUGGUGCAUCGAGUCUUGCAGUUUCGAUGUUGAUGUCAAUCUUCUGUUUCAUGAAAAUUUAACAAUUGGACAAAAAAUAGCUUUGACUGAGAAAAUCGUUGUAAUGCUUCCGAAAAUGAAUUGUCCACAUCGAAUUGAACCCCAUCAGAUACAGGGAUUAGAUUGUAUUCACAUAUUUCCAGUUAUCCAGUGGCUUGUGAAAAGAUCAAUAGAAAUGAGAAAAGAAACCGCAGGUUUCGUUCGAGAAUUCGCAAUAAAUCAAUUCGAUAAAGUGCAUUCCUUAGACGGAAAAUCAGGGAGUGAAGAUGCAAAGGAGAGUAUUGAAGUUAAUAUUCAAUUAGCUAGGAGAGCAUAUCAGCCCCGAAGAAGAUUCAAAAGAACAACUGCCGCUCCAAAAGAUGAAACGGCGAAGGUUAAGACCACCCUGUUGGAGUAUGGAGUUCUACCAGUAACUUCAACAGCCCCUAAAGCCUCCAAAAGUAACCAAGGAGGUCCCGAAAGAAUUGAAGAAGGUGGGGGUGAUUCGGUAAAUGCUGGAGCUCAGGUUGUUCAUUUGGAAGAAGAAAGACUGAGUGCUAGUGCUGUGGGGGGCAUUGUGGGACUCCAGGCACAGGAAAUCGUUGAAGUUUCGGAGAGAUAUGCAUCGUUAUCUGUUGAGGAUGGGGAUGCAUCAAGUGAGUCUAGAGUGUCAGCAGCUCUCGAAAAACAAAGAUCUAAUCUCCAAAAUCGUGUGAAGAGGUUGAAGAAGGAGAGAGAAGGCCAAGUUCUCAAAAUAUCUGAAGAAACUGAACAAUUGAGGAAAAUACAAGAGAAUAGACAAAGCGUUGAGGAUGCGUUCAUAAGGAUGAACGAGAUGGAAACAGAAGAAAAUAAAGGGACCCUAUUGAAAUUAAAGGAAUUACUAGCAGUUCAUGCAGGCCUCAAAGACCAAGAACACAAGUUCAGAGAACAAUGUAAAUCCGAUCUACUGUACCUCCAGAAACUAGUGGAAAACUGUGGAGAGACUUGUGAACCCCAAGAGGAGCAAAGUAGAGUCGCUGAGUAUGACGCACUAAAGGAAUCAAUUUGCAAGACUAGACUGCUAUUAGCUAAGAAAAAUCGUGCGAUUGCUUCGUUGAUGAGACAGUUGGAUGAUGUGCCUGGGCGGUCUGAGUUAACACAGUAUCAGAGGCGAUUCAUGGAGCUUUAUAAUCAAGUGUCAACAAAACAUAAAGAGACUAAACAAUAUUACACUCUUUACAACACAUUAGAUGAUACAAAACUUUAUCUCAGCAAGGAAUUAUCACUUCUGAAUUCAAUUCUGGAGAACUACAACGAAGCAAUGGCAUCUACAAGUGGUAAAGAACAAUUCCUCAAACAAUUCGAGGCGAUAAUUGCUGGAGUUAAACGAAAUAAAGAGAAGGUUGAGAAAAAAUGCGCAGAAGAAAAAGAGAGGCGUUUUAAUCUCAAUAAAGACUUGGUCGCACUUGUCGAGCAACAGAGAAAGUACGUUGCUGCAGUGCGGCAGCUUACAAUCGAGUGUCGAAAGAACGAAGCACUUCUUGCCCAACUUCGUGCUACAUGAAUGCUAAAGAACCUAAAAAAAUUUACUCGAAAUUGUUAUUAAAAAUGAAGAGAAUGUUUUUUUUUACUAUUUCUUGUUAAUUGUACAUCCAUACAUGGAGAUAUAAAGAAAUGCUUUUAAGAA
Messenger RNA from Diachasma alloeum, 1980 nucleotides. It is a transcript of the gene fidipidine, whose product is annotated as coiled-coil domain-containing protein 93. Gene Ontology annotation, molecular function: protein binding. Lineage: Eukaryota; Metazoa; Arthropoda; Insecta; Hymenoptera; Braconidae. The transcript is spliced from 10 exons. Gene Ontology annotation, biological process: Golgi to plasma membrane transport. The coding region runs from base 103 to 1857 and encodes 584 amino acids. The record is from RefSeq and is a predicted model, not a curated record.